Messenger RNA from Ostreococcus lucimarinus CCE9901, 597 nucleotides. RefSeq lists its product with no specific name. Lineage: Eukaryota; Viridiplantae; Chlorophyta; Mamiellophyceae; Mamiellales; Bathycoccaceae. The record is from RefSeq and is a predicted model, not a curated record. The transcript has a single exon. Bases 1 to 597 code for a protein of 198 amino acids.
AUGCACGCCGCCGCACACGCGCGCACGAGCGCUUUCGCCGGCGCAAUCCUUGUCCCGAAGCGCGCCGCUGUUCGAUCGCGAAACGCGCGCGCCGCGCCCGUGCGCGCGGCGACGACGGAAGAGCGACAAGAGCUGUGCAAAGCGGAAAUCCCCCCGCACUUGCCGCGAGCGGAUUUCGUGAAACAAAUGUAUCGAUGGGCGACGAGCGAGUUCGCGGAGUCCGGGCUAUCGCGCUACGGCAAGCGCAUGGCCGUGGAGUGCAUAAACGAGUUAGAAAACGGCGAUACGAAUGGCGUCUUGGUGCGGUUGUACGAUUUCGAAGACGGUAAGGAAGUUGAAAUCGCGCGGUUGAUCGCGCAAAUGGACGACGAAAAGGUGCAGGUGUGGGACACCAUCGUGCCCACGAAGGACGGGGGCAUCGAAAAGAUGAACAGAGACGGCAAGGAUAAAUUCAUCGAUGGACGGUUUUUUGUCAUUUCUCGACCGUUGCCCGCGAACGAAAACGCCAACGCAGCUUUGAAGGCGAUGAUUAAAAAUUUGAUGUUGGCCAUCAACGCUUACUACUCCUUCGGUUCUCCUUUUGCGGAGGAUUUCUAG